This is a messenger RNA of Saprolegnia diclina VS20, 1096 nucleotides long. RefSeq lists its product as hypothetical. Lineage: Eukaryota; Oomycota; Saprolegniomycetes; Saprolegniales; Saprolegniaceae. Bases 1 to 1050 code for a protein of 349 amino acids. The record is from RefSeq and is a predicted model, not a curated record. The transcript is spliced from 11 exons.
AUGGAGCACGCGCCGCGCCACGUCGUGGUCUUUGGCGAGCUCAGCCCCGAGCAAAAGAGAAAGUACUCCAAGUUCAUCAUUGACCAUAACGUCAAGUUUGCCAAGAAUGCCGACGGGCUCUUCGUCGCGACCGUGCGUCUCGAACGACCGAUCGCGCCGGCGAUUGUGGCGCCGCUCCCCAAGCACAUGUCGCUCCAAGAACGUCUCCGCAACAUCCACGUGGUCACGGUGCCGGAGGCCCUAGGGCGCUACACCGCGCUGUGCAGCAUGCUCGAGACGUCGCCCGAGAUGGAUGCAGCCAAGCAACCGCUCUCGGAUGUGAACCUGAUCAAACUUUUGCAUGAGGUUUACGACGCGCGCGAGGCCGAGCCGCAGGGCGACGUCGACCAACCGUCGUUCUGUGCGUUCCUUUUGCACUUCUUUCAGACGCGGUAUGGGCUGCCGUCGCUCGUGCAUCAACACAUUUUCGAGCUGCUCUUCAGCCUCUACGCCCACCGCGACGAUUUGGAAGCCGAGCUCUUCUCGAGCUUUCUCGACGGCACGUACGACGACGACGCGCUGCGUUUCUUCCUCGACGCGCGCUCGAAGCUGGUGGCCAUGACAACCCGCGACACACUGGGCACGAAGCUCAAUGUCGCCAAGGACAGCGUGUGGAUGUCCAAGGCCCAGUGCUUUGUGCUGGCGCAUCACGUCUAUGGUGCCCGCCUCGGGGCGCCGUACCUCGCGUUUAUGAACAAGAUGAAAGAGUACGUAGCCGGCCAGCCAAUGCCCCGCAGCGUGCACGAGACCAUGGAGAUGAACGAGUUUCUGUCCUUGGCGCUUGAAACCCAUCAGCUGCUGCGCGCCAACGGCACCGCCGACUACGUCCCCGAGAUCAAAGAGAACCCGCCCACGUCCCCGGCCGACGAGAAGCAACGACUCUUCGCGCUGCUCCAGCGAGUGCGUCAUCGCCAGGACCAUGCAUUGGCGGUCGAAGCCGACGGGUGGCUGCCCCACCAGGAACAUGGCCAGCCCUACCCGCCGUCGCCCAAGUCGCCAACGUGGAAGUAGCGUACUUCGUACACUAUAUUGGCUCUAUCCCACCGCUCUCUACAUG